This is a messenger RNA of Mangifera indica (mango), 2807 nucleotides long. RefSeq names its product alpha-glucan phosphorylase, H isozyme. Bases 148 to 2688 code for a protein of 846 amino acids. Gene Ontology annotation, molecular function: pyridoxal phosphate binding; glycogen phosphorylase activity. The transcript has 16 exons. Gene Ontology annotation, biological process: glycogen catabolic process. Gene Ontology annotation, cellular component: cytoplasm. Lineage: Eukaryota; Viridiplantae; Streptophyta; Magnoliopsida; Sapindales; Anacardiaceae. The record is from RefSeq and is a predicted model, not a curated record.
CAACUCCUUUGUUGGUUUCCUCUUUAAAGCAUAUUCUCAUAAAUAUCUCCUCUCACACACCGCUUCAUGUCGGAUAUUUAAUUAGUCCUCGCAGCACCUUUGUUUUUGAAUCAUUUUUCACUUCUGAAUCAGUGAUUUUGAUACAUAAUGGCGACAGAAACUGCUUCUAAGGCCAAGGGUACAAAUGCAUCGGCCGAAUCAGCCAAAGUGCCGAUAACUGCGCAACCGUUAUCGAAUGAGCCAGAUGGAAUUGCGUCAAAUAUUAAUUACCAUGUGCAUUAUAGUCCGCAUUUUUUGCCUUUCAAGUUUGAGCCGGAGCAAGCUUUCUUUGCCACCGCAGCAAGUGUCCGCGAUCGUCUUGUUCAACAAUGGGACGAGACUUACCUUCAUUAUCACAAAGUUGAUCCAAAGCAGACAUACUACUUGUCUAUGGAAUAUCUUCAAGGACGGACUUUGACCAAUGCAAUUGGGAACCUGAACAUUCAAAAUGCAUAUGCUGAUGCUUUAAAUAAGUUGGGCCAUGACCUUGAGGAAAUAACUGAGCAGGAGAAAGAUGCAGCACUUGGAAACGGUGGUCUGGGAAGGCUAGCUUCUUGUUUUUUGGAUUCCAUGGCUACAUUAAAUUUGCCUGCAUGGGGUUAUGGUUUGAGGUACAAGUAUGGGCUAUUCAAACAGAAGAUCACGAAGGAGGGUCAAGAGGAAGUUGCUGAGGAUUGGCUUGAGAAGUUUAGUCCUUGGGAAGUUGUAAGACAUGAUUUGGUAUUCCCGGUUAGAUUCUUUGGGCAGGUUGAGGUUAAUCCAAAUGGAUCGCGAAAAUGGGUUGGGGGGGAAGUUGUCCAAGCGCUAGCCUAUGAUGUGCCAAUCCCGGGAUACAAAACUAAGAACACUAACAGUCUUCGUCUUUGGGAAGCAAAAGCUAGUUCUCAGGAUUUUAAUUUGUUUCAGUUCAAUGAUGGACAAUAUGAAGCCGCCGCACAGCUUCAUUCACGGGCUCAACAGAUUUGCGCUGUUCUAUAUCCUGGAGACACGACUGAAAGUGGGAAGCUUUUGCGGCUAAAACAACAAUUCUUUCUGUGUAGUGCAUCACUUCAGGACAUCAUUCUUAGAUUCAAGCAGAGGAAAGGUCGAAAGGGCUCAUGCCAAUGGUCUGAAUUUCCCAACAAAGUUGCUGUACAACUGAAUGACACUCAUCCUACACUUGCAAUUCCAGAGUUGAUGAGAUUAUUAAUGGAUGAGGAAGGACUUGGAUGGGAUGAAGCGUGGGAUGUGACAGCAAGGACUAUUGCUUAUACCAAUCAUACAGUACUUCCUGAAGCACUUGAGAAGUGGUCACAGGCUAUUAUGUGGAAGCUUCUUCCUCGGCACAUGGAAAUCAUUCAAGAGAUUGACAAGAGGUUCAUUGAGAUGGUUCGUGCCACACGGAGUGACCUUGAGAGCAAGAUAUCCAGUAUGCGCAUCUUGGAUGAUAAUCCGCAAAAGCCAGUUGUUAGGAUGGCAAAUCUAUGUGUAGUGGUGUCGCACACGGUGAAUGGUGUUGCCCAGCUACACAGUGACAUCUUAAAGGCUGAAUUGUUUGCAGACUAUGUCUCCUUGUGGCCGAACAAGCUCCAAAAUAAGACUAAUGGCAUUACUCCUCGUCGAUGGCUCCGGUUUUGCAAUCCUGAGCUCAGUAACAUAAUCACAAAAUGGUUAAAAACUGACCAGUGGAUUACCAACCUUGACCUACUUGUAGGUCUUCGAAAAUUUGCUGACAAUGCAGAACUCCAAGCUGAAUGGGCUUCUGCUAAGAUGGCCAAUAAGAAGUGUUUGGCACAGUACAUACAGCGCGUGACAGGUGUAAGUGUUGAUCCAAAUAGCUUAUUUGACAUACAAGUCAAGCGCAUCCAUGAAUACAAGAGACAGCUAUUGAAUAUUUUGGGCGCAAUUUAUAGAUACAAGAAGUUAAAGGAGAUGAGUCCUGAGGAGCGGAAGACUACUACUCCACGCACUGUUAUGAUUGGAGGGAAAGCAUUUGCAACAUAUACAAAUGCUAAAAGAAUAGUGAAGUUGGUGAAUGAUGUUGGUGAUGUCGUCAAUAGUGAUCCUGAGGUCAAUAGUUUUUUGAAGGUAGUAUUUGUUCCAAAUUACAACGUAUCCGUGGCGGAGAUGCUUAUUCCAGGAAGUGAGCUAUCUCAGCAUAUCAGCACUGCUGGCAUGGAGGCAAGCGGCACAAGCAACAUGAAAUUUUCACUUAAUGGUUGCCUCAUAAUAGGAACAUUGGAUGGUGCUAAUGUGGAAAUCAGGGAGGAAAUUGGACAUGAGAAUUUCUUUCUCUUUGGUGCCACUGCUGAUCAAAUCUCUAGACUGCGCAAGGAAAGAGAAGAUGGAUUGUUCAAACCAGAUCCCCGAUUUGAGGAGGCCAAGAAUUUCAUAAGAAGUGGAGCAUUUGGAAGUUACGAUUACAACCCUCUCCUUGAUUCCCUGGAAGGGAACUCAGGUUAUGGCCGUGGCGAUUAUUUCCUGGUCGGCCAUGACUUCCCAAGCUACAUGGAUGCUCAAGAAAGAGUUGACAAAGCUUACAAGGAUAGGAAGAAGUGGCUUAAGAGUUCCAUAUUAAGCACCGCAGGAAGCGGCAAGUUCUCCAGUGACCGCACAAUCAGUCAAUAUGCUAAGGAAAUCUGGAACAUCAAGGAAUGCUGUGUACCAUAAUUUCAUCAUAGUAAAAUAUUCCACGCAAACCCAUCUGUAUAUAAAUAAGGCAGUACCUCUGCAGUCCUUGUUGGUUGUAUUAUUUAGUGAAUGAUAAUAAUAAUUGGCAGUUGCUUGUA